Messenger RNA from Parastagonospora nodorum SN15, 327 nucleotides. RefSeq lists its product as hypothetical. NCBI's taxonomy places the organism in Eukaryota, Fungi, Ascomycota, Dothideomycetes, Pleosporales, Phaeosphaeriaceae. The transcript has 2 exons. The record is from RefSeq and is a predicted model, not a curated record. The coding region runs from base 1 to 327 and encodes 108 amino acids.
AUGGCGCGACCAAUCGCACAUGAGACGUGCCUGAAAAAGUGCCCAGCUGCCUGGUCCGGGGCAGCAGAGGCGUUACAAAGUCGAACAGGGACUUUGCGCUCCUUCACGUCGCCAAACGGGGUCCUGGGGCAAAUGCAGGUUACUGGAUGUCACCGUGGGAUGCAAAAGCUUGAGCGCCCGAUGGGAGGCCUGGAGUAUUGCCGCGCUCCUUGGAAAACAGCGGCGCAAUCUUACAAGACGGUUGCCGACGCUGGACAUGGCAGGCCGGCAGUCAGACAAGCAAACAAGGCGAGAGGGCGGACAGCAAAUCCCCCAGAAUCACGAUGA